GUUUUGUUUCUUAGUUUGAUCCUCUCCUCGUUCCAAAUGAUUCUUCUUCCCAUUUCCUAUGCAGAUAAUCGAGGUUGGGAUUCUGCUCUUCCGGCCUUCUCCUGUAAGGAAAUUCUGGACUCUGGACACUCCAAAGGAGACGGGGAGUAUUGGAUCGACCCAGAGAAGAGUGGAAACCCUUUGAAGGUCUAUUGCGACAUGUCAAGAUAUAGUGGUAAGAGAAUGAAUUUUUGUUUUGAGACACGAAGACCUCAACAGGAGUAUAUUUGACUUGAAGCAGUUGUUAUUGGAACGUUCUGGUCUUGGCUAUCCGUGCGUUUAUUAUGUUUUGAAUCAAAACUAUAUCAGAAUUCUCGAAAGUGAUUGGUUAUCAUCAGCCGGCCGAUUUGAGCACUAAUAGGACAGUGUACGCGUUAUACUUGUAAUUGGACAGUGUAAUAGGACCGUUAAAGGCGUCAUGCCUGUGUGAGUGAACAGAACGCGUCAUGUGUGCGCUGUUGUCUCGCAUUUCGCCGACUAAAGUGUUGUUUUUUGGUUUUUGUGAAAACGUAUGACCGAUGUCCAGUUUCUUUCUCAAAUUUUGUCAUAGUUUUGACUAAUUGGUAACAGGCCUUCUUGUCGUCAAAUUCUGUCUAUAAUGAUACGAGUGAUUAACAAAUCGGACUCCCGCUUUGCGGUCGUACGAUUCUGUAAAUCACUCGUAUGAUUACAGACCCAAUUGGACUCCACUCGGUCCCGUUACUAUUUAAUAUGUCCAAAAUUCUAGUUACAUGGAUGUCACCAGAUCAUUAAGGUUUGUUUUAUUUCAGGAGGUUGGCUUCUGGUGUCAAAUGUUGAGUUCGGAAGUCCCUCUCCUAAGGUGUCAGUUGAGACAUCAUACCGUGGAAUAGGGAAGUCACACAUGGUUCUGCAGAAAAGUGCCAUGAAAGAGCUCAGAAGACACUUGUCCUUCACUCAGCUGAGAUUCCACUGCCACAAGAAACAGGGACGCACAUUCCACGUGGUCACAGCUUCCAACAGCUCAGGCGAAGCUGUGGUCCGGUACUUCAGCGGUCAGACAGAUGAGGAACCGGACGCCUGUGGUUCGUUUGUGAGAUUGACGUUGGAUGACAAUUCCGAGUUAGCUGGCAUUUGCAAAGAUUGGGGACAAGUAAGUGGAAAGUGGGGACAUGGUGAAGAUCAAAACAGGCUAUACUGGUAUCCCGUCUUCAAAAAAAAAAAGUAUCACCUUAGGGUCCAACUGGAUGUUGACGACCUCAAAAAAAUGGAAUGUGAUGAUAGCUCCGGUCCCAAUGUUGACACAAACGGCGAUUUCUGGAGAGUCUUUGUUCGUUAG
Pocillopora meandrina is the source of this 1336-nucleotide messenger RNA. The record is from the annotation of a GenBank genome assembly. Lineage: Eukaryota; Metazoa; Cnidaria; Anthozoa; Scleractinia; Pocilloporidae.